Sorghum bicolor (sorghum) is the source of this 2012-nucleotide messenger RNA. Its product is annotated as protein IQ-DOMAIN 1. The coding region runs from base 406 to 1707 and encodes 433 amino acids. NCBI's taxonomy places the organism in Eukaryota, Viridiplantae, Streptophyta, Magnoliopsida, Poales, Poaceae. Gene Ontology annotation, molecular function: protein binding. The record is from RefSeq and is a predicted model, not a curated record. The transcript is spliced from 8 exons.
UUUCCAAAGGGCCUUUGCACAAAUGUGCCCUCCUCGAACUGCAACCACCUUCCCUUUUUUUUACCCAGUUUUUCCCUUCAAAGGGACGAAAAGCGCAUGUAAAAACGAGAGAGAGAAGAAAAAAAAAAAUCGGAGCGCACGAACCCACGAACAAAAGAGAAGGGGAGGGAGGGCAGAGACAGGAGGGAGCGCGAGGGGGAGGGGGCAUGGUCUCUCUCGUCCCAGCAGUCCCCGUCUCAAGCAAAGGCUCCCCCUCUUCUUCCGCCGCCCAGAUAUCUACCUGUGAUGAAAUUUGGCGGAGUGUUGGGGGGCUUCUGGGCCAAUCCGUGUGUACGUUCAAAGGCGCUGCUGCUUGUAUCUGCAACAAAUUGUCAUUGAGUUAGCGAAAGGGAAGCAGGGAGUAUCAUGGGUAUCUCAUCCAAGUGGAUUAAAUCUUUGGUUGGCAUAAGGAAGCAAGAAAAAGGGCAGAAUGCAGAAAAGCAAGAAAAAGGACGAAAUGCUGAGAGCAGUGAAACUAUGAGCUCUGCUAAUGAAUCGCUGCACAAACAGAAACAUUCUUUGGUUCCUGGAGGUGCACUUGCAGUCGAAGAAAUUGCAGUACAAAGUGGAGCAUUGACUGAUGACAAAAGCACACAGAUGAUUUCAAAUUCAAUUUGUUCAGACAAUACAUCACUUGAUGUGCAAAUUUCUCAGGCUGAACAUCAUAGUAAAGAAGAUUUGGCCGCAACUGUUGUCCAGUCUGCGUUUCGAGCGUUCUUGGCUAGGCGUGCUUUACGAGCUUUGAAAGGAAUAGUUCUACUUCAAGCCCUUAUUAGGGGUCAUUCUGUUAGAAGGCAAACAACAGAGACACUUCAAUGUAUGCAAGCGCUGGUAAAAGCACAAGCUCGUGUCCGAGCAAGACAGGUUCGUGUUGCCUUAGAGAAUCAAGUGGCAAGGAAAAAGAUUCCUGAACAAGAUGAUCAUGAGAACCAUGUCCGAGAAGUCGAGGGAGGCUGGUGUGGCAGUAUUGGUUCCAUGGAGGAAAUGCAAGCUAAAGCAUUGAAAAGGCGAGAAGCUGCUGCUAAGCGUGAGAGGGCAAUGGCAUACGCUUUGACUCAUCAGCGGCAAGCUGGUUCCAAGCAACAAAUUUCUACGAGUCUACAAGGUCUUGAACUUGGUGAGAACCACUGGGGGUCAAAUUGGUUAGACAGGUGGAUGGCUGUACGUCCAUGGGAAAACAGGUUACUUGACUGUAAUGCCAAAGAGAGUCUGCCAACGCAUGAAGAUAAGAAGGAUGAGGAAGCAAAUUCUCAGAUCACACCAAAGGGUAAAGUGUCAACUUCAAAUACUCCUGGUCUGAGCAAGAAGAAAGGUGUAAACCACAAAAAGUCAUAUUCAGAUGUUAGUUGUACUUCAUUUGCACGACAGGCAAAUGUAUUGCCAUCCACAUCUUUAGGAUCAUCCAAACAGAAGGCAAAGGUUACGGAUGAAGUUUUUGAGGAAGUCAGCUCCCAGCCAACAGAUAUAGGUUCUAAGGCUGUGCGCAAUCCAAAAGAUAAGCUUGUGCAAGUGAAUGCACCAGCCAAGAAGCGGUUAUCCCUCCCAAAUAAUGUUGGCAGGGAAGCAGGGAAGGGACCAACCCACAGGAAUUCGAUUAACAGGUCUGGUCCAAAAGCACAGGCAGACGCUCCUAACCAGGGUGGGGAGCCUGUUGAGUUACAGGCCUGAUAACACAUUCCUCCAAUUUGCAUUGGUAAGCCAUCCUAGGUGUGUUUCUCCAGGUGUGCAUGCUACAUAUGUUGUACAUAACAUUCUCAAACGGCAUCAUGCAUCUAGAUCUGGGCUGUGAUUCAUAUUUCUGUUGUGUAAUGUUGUGCCUUCUGCCUUGUGCGGUUUUUUGUUCCGCAUCUUCAAUUUUCUUGUGUUUUCACCUUCCCUGUAAGUUGUUCUAACUGCUGGAAGAAGGAACUGUGCUGUGUUGUGCUUGUGCGUUUGUGCCCUGAGAAUGAUCACAGUAUAUGCUUGCCUUUUCA